AUGUGGUAUAAUCGCUUAAGUGAAUAUUUGUUGAGUAAAGAUUACGUCAACAAUGCGAUAUGCCCUUGCGUAUUCAUUAAGAAAUCCUCGUCAGGAUUUGUGAUUAUUGCUGUAUAUGUAGAUGACCUGAACAUGAUUGGAACUCAAAAGGAAAUUGAUGAUGCAAGAACUCAUAUGAAAGAAGAGUUUGAAAUGAAAGAUCUUGGAAAGACAAAGUUUUGUCUUGGGCUCCAGAUAGAGCAUUUCCAAGAUGGUAUAUUUGUGCAUCAGUCAAAUUACACUAAAAGAGUGUUAAAACGUUUUUAUAUGGACAAAGCGACUCCUUUGAGUACUCCAAUGGUUAAUAGAUCUCUUGAUGUUGAAAAGGAUCCAUUCCGUCCUUGUGAGGAUAACGAAGAAGUGUUAGGUCCUGAAGUACCUUACAUGAGCGCUAUUGGUGGACUUAUGUAUCUUGCAAAUUGCACUAGACCAGAUAUAGCUUUGCUACUAAUCUGCUUGCAAGAUAUAGUUCGUCCCCUACGCGCAGACAUUGGAAUGGAAUAA
Messenger RNA from Microthlaspi erraticum, 543 nucleotides. The record is from the annotation of a GenBank genome assembly. Lineage: Eukaryota; Viridiplantae; Streptophyta; Magnoliopsida; Brassicales; Brassicaceae.